AUGAAGGUUUUAUUUGUAAACGUUUUGUUUGUGUUUGCAUUUCUAACUGUUCCGCUGGUGCUGGGUAUCUACAUCCCGCCUGAAGAAAAAAUCCUGAGCUGUGCGGCCCGACAGAAAGCCGGGACAGACCCGUUUCCCCUGCACUGUGCCGAUGACGGGACCUUCAAGCCGCGUCAGUGUGACGUCACGGCCGGCCUGUGCUACUGCGCGCACCCCGAGCGGGGAACCAUAUACAGCGAGACGGCCGUACCUGCAGGACAAGCGCAUGCGCAGGGGCCGGACUGUGACAAGUACUGGCGGGAACACGACGCCCCUGAUGACGAUGCCGUCCCAAUGCUCCUGAUGUUACCUGUGGAUCCUCCUGUCGCCAUCACGGCUCUCUCUAACGACAUAGAGCAGCCCGCCGCAGACUCUAACGACAUAGAACAGUAUAGGAACACUGUCUAUGACGACGAGGAUAUUGACUUGUGUGACUUCGCCCAGUGCGAGGCCCACUCCCGCUGCGUGGCGCCCCCUGGCGCGCAGGUGCCACUGUGCAGGUGCGACGCGGGUUACGGCAGUGUGGGCGGGGCGGCGUGCACGUCCAGGUGUGAACUGGAGCCCGGGUUCUGCAGGAACGACGGCAGGUGCGACGUGCAGCCGGAACUCGGCGUCAUCUGCAGAUGCCGGGCUGGCGCGUCCUGGUGGCACGCGGGACUGCGGUGUGAGACCUACAUGUCGUACUUCAUGGUGUUCUCCAUCGGCGGCGGCGCGGUGGGGGGCGUCUUCGUCAUCAUGCUGCUGUGCCUCAUCCUCGUCGCCAAGAAGGUCCCCAACAAGACCCGGCCCCACAGCUACUACCCCAGCCCGUACAGGCGCCCGUUCUUCAUGGAGGCCCCCGCCCCGGGAGUGAGCGGCCCCGCGGAGACCACGUGGAAGGAGAACCCGAUGUUUAUAGACGAGCAGGAGGAGGACAUCUACAGCACCAUCAGCCGUAAGGCCGGUCAGGAGAUCUCGCGAGAGCUGCGAGAACUGGAGGCGUCCGACAUCGAGGAUCCUUACGGCAUUAUAGGCAUGUUCACCAAAGCGGAGUCCAUCUCGACUAGCGGUGCAAAACUGCCCCCUGGCGACUGGAACGGGGUGGUGCGUUUCAAACCGACGGUGGAGUGUAUAGAUCCCAACUGGAAGUUCAAGAUCAAGCGGCCGCGCUACGCCUUCAACCCGGAGUACGAGCAGCAGAGAGACGACUUGUCCUGGCCCUGAUGGCGGCUCAAGCACGCCCCCUAGCGGGACGACUUGUCCUGGCCCUGAUGGUCGCUCAAGUGCGCCCACUAGCGGUCUGUAAAUAAACCGCAACGGCUACGCGCUCCAAUGGAUGUUGGAAGGUGCUACUGUAAUGAUGACAACGAUUCCCUCCAUCACGGAGAUGAUCCAAGAGAGCGGAUUUUUGAACUUAUUUCUUCUUUGAUUCCUUUCUCGAUUGCUUUCUGUAUACUAGUUCAAUCUUAUGACAACUAGAC
This is a messenger RNA of Branchiostoma floridae (Florida lancelet), 1499 nucleotides long. RefSeq lists its product as uncharacterized. Bases 1 to 1242 code for a protein of 413 amino acids. The transcript is spliced from 9 exons. Gene Ontology annotation, molecular function: hyaluronic acid binding; heparin binding. Gene Ontology annotation, biological process: visual perception. Lineage: Eukaryota; Metazoa; Chordata; Leptocardii; Amphioxiformes; Branchiostomatidae. The record is from RefSeq and is a predicted model, not a curated record.